AUGUUGUCUUCUAUGCCUUGUCAAGUUUUCACAUUGGGAGAUCCCAAUAAGAAGUGGAUGGAUAUACAAUGCGGCAUUGGAAGUCACUAUCCAUCUGGAACUCCAGUUUGCAUCAACGGGGUAAUCUAUUACAAAGCAGUGAUAAGGUAUCCGAACCGGAGUGAUGUUUUGUUGAGUUUCGAUGUUAGGUCCCAGAGAUUUAAUCAUGUUCAGGGUCCCGAUAACAGGCUGAUUUCCCUUGAAAAUUCCACUCUUAUAAACUACCAAGGGAAGUUAGCAUGCAUAUGUCGCAAUAACACCUUCUUCAACAAGGAUGUGGAUAUGUGGGUUAUGGAGAAUGCCGAGAAACAAGAAUGGUCCAAACUUACAUUUUUAGGCAUGCUUCAAGGUUUAACAAGUCGGGUCAGAAUUGCGAAGGUCACUCCUCCUGGUGGUGAAGUCGUUGUAGUCCAUAAUGUAAAGUGGAGUAAGCAUGCAUCAUAUGUUUAUUACUAUGAUCCGAAACGAAAUAUUCCUAGAAGAGUCGAAAUCCAAACUACAAUUUCGUCACAAAGAUUAACCCCUAGUAAUCACUUUACAGUGUGGCCUGUGACGGAUCAUGUUGAAAAUAUCACGUCUUUGUAA
Molecule: messenger RNA, 624 nt
Organism: Camelina sativa (false flax)
Lineage: Eukaryota; Viridiplantae; Streptophyta; Magnoliopsida; Brassicales; Brassicaceae
Product: putative F-box protein At5g50220
Source: RefSeq, a predicted model, not a curated record